This is a messenger RNA of Anas platyrhynchos (mallard), 1655 nucleotides long. RefSeq names its product baculoviral IAP repeat containing 7 (gene BIRC7). Gene Ontology annotation, biological process: positive regulation of protein ubiquitination; negative regulation of apoptotic process; regulation of cell cycle. Gene Ontology annotation, cellular component: nucleus; cytoplasm. Gene Ontology annotation, molecular function: ubiquitin protein ligase activity; cysteine-type endopeptidase inhibitor activity involved in apoptotic process. The record is from RefSeq and is a predicted model, not a curated record. Lineage: Eukaryota; Metazoa; Chordata; Aves; Anseriformes; Anatidae.
GCACCACUAGCCUUGUGUGAGGGCUUCUGCUUGCUUGGAGAAAGGUCUCUGUGGUGUGGAGGAGAGGAGAGGAGAGGAGAGUAUUGCCUGAAACUUAGGUUGGGAGGGCUUUAGUUAUUGGAAGUUGUUUGUAAUUUACUUCAGGUAAGCAAGAACGAGGGCAUGGCGGACACAGUACCAGCAGAGGCUUCUCUCAGGACUGCUCACUUCCAGCUCUUCAAUUCCAGCAUGAGGGACGAAGCAAGAAGACUGAGGACCUUUUCCCAGUGGCCAGACAGCUCACCGGUGCCUGCCUUGGAUUUGGCCGAGGCUGGGUUUUAUUUUGUGGGUCCGGGAGACCACGUACAGUGCUUCUGUUGUGGUGGUAUCCUGAAGGAUUGGAAAGCUGGCGAUUGCCCGAUGGUGGAGCACCUGAAGUUCUUCCCUUUCUGUGAAUUUGUUUACCAUGAGACUGCGCAGAACCAGCAACAGCUUCCUCUCCAGGGAAUAUUUGACUGUGUGGAUGGGCAGUUCCUCAGCCUCCUGCAGUGGAUGGACAUUGAGGAGGUAGCCCUGCCCGAUCCGCCAGCACACCCAGAAAUGGGGACAGAGGAGAUGAGGCUGUCAACAUUUCAGAACUGGCCGCAAAGUAGUGAGAUGCGUCCCGAGCAGCUGGCUAGAGCAGGAUAUUUUUACACAGGCCAAGGGGAUAUGGUGAGGUGUUAUUACUGUAAUGGAAGUGUGAGGAACUGGGCUGUUGGAGAUGACCCGUGGAGGGAACAUGCCAGAUGGAAUCCAAGGUGUGAAUUUCUGUUGGGGUCGAGGGGGAGAGAAUUUGUUAACAGUGUUCAGGAGUCCUUUGCCAGCUCUCGCCCUCCAGGACAUUCCAGGGAUCAGACUGAACAAGACUCUUCUGCUUCCCAAGAUCUUCUAAGGAACUGGAGGUCGCUGUCUCUUCCUUCUGUGGAUCAGUUUUCUGUAGCACACAAUGUCCUGGAGAUGGGCUUUGACCCACUCCGGGUGCUUAGCCUGGUAGACAACAAGUACGUGCUGACUGGGACUGAAUACCUGUCUGAGUCUGAACUGAUUUCUGAUCUGCUCCAGCUAGACUGGGAAGAGAACAGUGUGGAGGAAAGCAGAGAUGCUGAAACCUCACGGUCAAGAGAAGAAAUGCAGUCUGAGCAACAAAAGGAACCAGAAGCAGUUCCGUUGAGCACAGAAGAACAGCUCCGCCGCUUGCAAGAGGAAAGGACGUGCAAAGUGUGCAUGGACAGAGACGUGUCCGUUGUGUUUGUUCCAUGCGGCCACCUGGUAGCUUGUGGAGAGUGUGCCCUCAACUUGAGACUGUGCCCUAUCUGCAGAGCGGUCAUCCGGGAGAGUGUGAGGACUUUCAUGUCCUGAGCUAUGAUGUGCUAAACAGGAAACAUUAAUCUAUGCAAUCCACUCAUAAAACAGGAAGAAAAGUAGUUUAAUACUGUCUUAUUUGCAAGGCAGCCUGGCCUAAAACUUAUUAAAUGUGCCUCCUGGCACUGGCUAAAGUGAUGAUUUUAAAUGUAAUAUUCUAUCAUGUAGCAAAUAAAGGUUUGCCAGUACUAUAGCUUGCUAACUGCAGGGGAAAAAUGUUUUUAAAUUAGCUGUUCUUUCACUGAAUAAAGGCUUAUCUUACAGAGAUCUGA